AUGAUACAUGGCCUGUCUGCUCUCCAGAGAGCGCAUGCCCAUCGUGCAACACUACCAUGGCUGACGUCAGGCGUCUCCCCCACGCGAUUGUACCAGGCACCACUUGCGCGCCGCUUACAGACUCAAGCCUGGGAGCCCCUACGCCCGCCAAAUCCAGCUGAGUUGCCAAAACCCAGGCAGCGCAAGGUCAAGCCGCCAUUGACGCGCCGGAGAUGGGUGCGCCGCCUCGUCGCCGUCUCUGCAGUGCUCGGUGCUGGGUGGGCGAUUGAUCGGCAAUUCAACGCCUCGUCCAUCACUCGCAGCUUGCGCACCUUCAAGGCCGGCCUCGUAAUUGGAAUCGACUACAAAAUCAACUUUCGCGCCCAUCCGCCGCUUGCGAACAGUAUCGAGGACCUUCAUGCGAGAAACGUACAGAGAGUCUUCGAUUUGCUGCGGCACAAUGGCGGACUCUACCUCAAAAUCGGCCAGGCCAUUGCGAUGCAGAGUGCCAUUCUGCCCCCACAGUUUCAGAAGAUGUUCCAGCAAAUGUUCGACGACGCGCCGCAGAAUGAGUGGCGGGACGUUGAGCACGUCAUACGCGAAGAUUUUGGCAAGAGUGUCGAGGAGGUCUUUGGCGUUGGCUUCACCAGAGAACAGGGCCGGGGUGUCAUGGAGAAGACUGCGCGAGCAAGUGCUAGUGUUGCUCAGGUACACUGGGCUAGACUGGCAGACGGAAGGGAGGUGGCCAUCAAGAUUCAGAAGCGAGAGAUUGCACAGCAAGUCGGAUGGGAUCUCUGGGCCUUCAAGGUUGUCUCCAAGGUAUACACCUGGUGGUUCGGGAUUCCCGUCUAUACUCUGGUGCCGUAUGUCUCGGAGCGCCUGAUGCUCGAAACUGACUUUGAAAACGAAGCUGACAACGCCGUGGAGAUGAAGCGGCUGGUAGCUGAGGAGCCGCGACUCAACGGGAGAGUGUACGUCCCAAAGGUGUACCAUGAGCUUUCCAGCAAGCGAGUCAUGACGGCCGAGUGGAUAGAGGGUGUACGAUUAUGGGACAAAGAAGGCAUCACCAACACCUGGAAAGGAGGAUGGCGUCGGGGCAGCCCAGGCGCUGGCGGGCAGCCGCUCCCGCCCAUUCCACACGAUGCUGCAAUUGACACGAAUGCUCCAGAAGAUGCUACGAGACAUGAGUUUUUCAAGCCCGACCGCAACUCCUGGCGAGGCAAGGACGGCAAGGGUGGUCUGGGCGUCUCGCUCAAGACGGCUAUGAACAUAAUUGUCGACCUUUUCUCAGCGCAAAUGUUCUUGUGGGGCAGUGUACACUGUGAUCCCCAUCCGGGCAACAUCUUUGUACGCCGUCUGCCCAAUGGACAACCCGAAGUCGUCCUCAUCGAUCAUGGGCUGUACAUUCGCAUGAACCCCAAGUUCCGUCUUCAGUACGCGCUGUUCUGGAAAUCGCUACUUGCCUUUGACAAUGAUACCAUCGAGGAGAUUGUCACCAGCUGGGGCGUCAAGCACGCCGACAUCUUUGCUUCUGCGACGCUCAUGCGCCCGUAUGAAGGCGGCGACAAUAGCGUUGCCGAAGUGCUCAAGUCCGAACGCAAGGGCAAGGACCAAGCUGAGCGUGCCUUUGAAAUGCAAGCCAAAGGCCGUGAUGCCAUCAAACUCAUCCUCGGUGACGAAGCCAAAUUUCCACGCGAACUGCUCUUUAUCGGCCGCAACCUGCGCAUUGUUCAGGGCAACAACCAGUUCCUGGGUUCUCCUGUCAACCGAAUCAAGAUCACGGGUCUGUGGGCAAGCCGAGCACUGAUCGAGAGCAAGGAUCUUAGCGCGAGGGAACGCUGGAGGAACUGGAUCCAGCAUCUGCGCUUCCGCUGUGUAUUAGCUCUCAGCGAUGCGGUAUUCCUAUGGAGUAAAGUCAAGCAGUUGAUUGGCGUGGGCGGCGGCAUGGAAGACGAUAUUGAAGCACACAUGCGAGUUAUGGCCAAGGACUUUGGCGUCGAGCUGAACCAUGGUGUUUUUGAAGGCUAG
Messenger RNA from Exserohilum turcica Et28A, 2007 nucleotides. RefSeq lists its product as uncharacterized. The coding region runs from base 1 to 2007 and encodes 668 amino acids. The record is from RefSeq and is a predicted model, not a curated record. The transcript has a single exon. NCBI's taxonomy places the organism in Eukaryota, Fungi, Ascomycota, Dothideomycetes, Pleosporales, Pleosporaceae.